AAAUAUCCGUUCACUGCUCUGUGGUGCUGCUGCCUUGUGGGCUUCCUCUUCCUUUUCCCUCUCCAGCUAAUCUCCCUCUCUCUCUCUCUCUCAAAUUCUCUCUAUAGUUUGUUGGCACAAAAUUAGGCACGUCCGUAACUGACAGACGCCAUAUACGGGGCGAUCCUGGGAGGGAAUUCGAAAUCUUUUAUCUACCGCCGCCGCUAACAACGCGGCCGCGGCGAGGAAAAGCCCAAGCUUUUGAUGACUGUCACCGUCACGGAUGGCCACCAAGCGCGCGUACAAGCUCCAGGAGUUUGUUGCGCAUGCUUCGGGUGUCAAUUGUGCCAAGUUCGGGAGGCGGACAUCGAGAAUUCUGAUCACUGGUGGGGAAGAUCAGAAAGUCAAUGUCUGGGCAGUAGGGAAACCAAGUGCCAUCCUGAGCCUAUCAGGCCUUACAAGUCCAGUUGAGUCAGUGAGCUUUGAUUCCUCGGAGGUUAUGAUAGGUGCGGGAGCAGCAAGCGGAACAAUAAAAAUAUGGGAUAUUGAGGAAGCAAAAGUUGUUCGAACUUUCACUGGUCACAGAUCAAAUUGUGCCUCUCUUGAUUUCCACCCUUUUGGAGAAUUUUUUGCCUCUGGUUCUUCAGAUACAAACAUGAAAAUAUGGGAUAUGCGGAAGAAAAGAUGCAUUCACACAUACCAGGGCCAUACCCAGAGGAUUGAUGCGCUUAGAUUCACUCCUGAUGGUCGGUGGAUUGUUUCUGGUGGGGCUGAUAGUUCUGUCAAGAUCUGGGAUUUGACAGCUGGAAAGCUCUUGCAUGACUUUAGGCUUCAUGAUGGUCCAGUUAACUGCUUAGAUUUUCAUCCUCACGAGUUCUUAUUGGCCACAGGUUCAGCUGAUAAGACUAUUAAAUUUUGGGACCUUGAGACUUUUGAGUUGAUUGGCUCUUCUGAACCAGAGAAUUGCCGGGAAUACUUUGUUCAGGGUAAUGUAGUUAGCUCUAUGACAUUCAACAGUGAUGGUAAAACACUUUUUUGUGGAUUACAUGAAAGCUUAAAGGUUCUUUCAUGGGAACCUGUCAUAUGUCAUGAUGCGGUUGAUGUUGGCUGGUCGACAUUAGCGGAUUUAAGUGUACACGAGGGAAAACUUCUUGGUUGCUCAUACAACCAAAGUUGUAUCGGAAUAUGGGUUGUGGACUUGACGAAAAUUGAGCCAUAUGCUGCUGAUAAUGCUGAAAGUGUUGAUAUGCCGAUACAAGCCUCUACUAGCAUAUCGUCAAUGUUGGGGAAGCUAUCUGUAGGCUCAGAAGCCAAUGGGACUCCAUCUAAUACUUUGCGCAAGCGUCCGAUGUCAUCUUCAAAAGAAAUUCAUGUAGCGUCCUCUCCUGCAGUGACAAGGAGAUUAUCAAAAGCACCUGAAACAAGUGACCUUCGGCUCACAAGAACUGGAUCUGCACCUCUUCUUCCUCCUAGGGGUAGGUUCAACCAAGAUUCCACUGAUGACCUGAAGAGAUUGACAGCUAAUGUCUGCUCCAGUGUGGAUCUCUCUUCAAGUGCUAGAAUGUCCAGUGAUGACUCACAAACAGCUGCUUCUCCCACACAUAGACCAAGGUCAAAUGUGUUUGCAUAUAGUAGUAAAGGAUCAUCUUUCGUGCCUGUUGUUUUCCCAAGGCAUAGCUCUAAAGUGGAUGCUGGUCCGAAUCUUACUGAAUCCACCACUACUGACUUGCGAACUGUUGAUCGUGAAAAUUUACUAAAAGGUCAUCUGGUGACGGAUCAUGGUAAAGAGGUUCGUCAAUGCGUAUUUCCAUCAAAAUGCAGUACUUCAAAAAGAAAUCAUGUAACAGAAACUUCAGGUGAUGGGGACAUUAAUUAUUUUGGGCCAUUGUGUACCGAGGGUGUGGACUCUAACGAAGUUGGUGACUGGUAUGAUGUUUCUGAUUUGGAAGAAACAAAAUCUGAAGCUGGAAGGAAUCCAGAGUUUAAGAAUGUCAACAGAACAGCAGUGUUUGUAGGAACAGGACGUCUACGUGGGAGUUAUGAGAGAAGCCAGAACGCACCAACGUUAGAAGGCUUGAGGAGGCAUUCUUCAUUUGCUGGUGAACAGAGCGUGUUGGUUAAUGACGAAGAUGUUAUAGCUGACCUAAUGGAAAACCAUCAAGAAUUCAUUCAUGGCAUGACACCUCGGCUGGCAAGACUAGAGGUGGUUUACCGGUGUUGGCAAAAUAAUGAUAUCAAGGGCUCUGUUAAUGCUAUGCGAAGAAUGGUGGACCAUGCUGUUACUGCUGACAUAUUUAGUGUAUUGAUGGAGAACACUACUAAGUAUAUCACACUAGACAUUUGCGCUUAUACUUUACCUCUUGCCUGCAACCUUCUCGAAAGCAGUUAUGACAGACAUCUGAACAUUGCCUUGGGGAUGAUCCUUAAGCUUGUCAGAAGCUUUGGAGCCACAGCAUCUUCAAACAUGUCAGCUGCUCCACCAGUCGGUGUGGACAUCGAGGCCGGUCAGCGGUUGGAAUGCUUCGGAGAACUGAAAAGGGUGAAUGCCAGACUCAUAUCCCUGACAAGGCGAGAAGGCAAGGUUGGGAGAUUGGCACGGGAGCUGAGCCUCUUUCUUCAGGACAUCUUCAGGCUGCCAAGCAGCGUAUAGAAGAUAUAGACAUACGGCGAGUCAGGGAAAAUUCGCCUCUUUUCCUGUUGAUACGGGAUACUAUAUAGCAACAUAGGAUUAGCAGUUUACUUCCUCUGUCCUAAAUGAUAAGACGUUUUGGCAAGCUAAAAUAGCCUGCCGAAACAUGUUAUAUUUUGGACAGAAGAAAUAUACAGGAAUCGCAGGGGUCCCAAACGCCAUAGCAUUUUCAGAUAGAGAUAGGAAACAGCCAGUUUGAAGGCUUCAGAGCUCCUGUAGCAGCCUAGUUUCUCCCUGUCUCUGUAGACCACUGAGCAACUAACUGUACAUGAGUACACUACAAACUUGAGCUCUGUACGCUGGCAGUUCAAUAACAAAGUACGAAGCUAGAUUUCUACACUUUC
Molecule: messenger RNA, 3012 nt
Organism: Lolium rigidum
Lineage: Eukaryota; Viridiplantae; Streptophyta; Magnoliopsida; Poales; Poaceae
Product: katanin p80 WD40 repeat-containing subunit B1 homolog KTN80.3-like
Exons: 17
Coding region: 263-2629 (788 amino acids)
Biological process (GO): microtubule severing; microtubule depolymerization
Cellular component (GO): katanin complex
Molecular function (GO): microtubule binding
Source: RefSeq, a predicted model, not a curated record